This is a messenger RNA of Microsporum canis CBS 113480, 468 nucleotides long. RefSeq lists its product as uncharacterized. Bases 1 to 468 code for a protein of 155 amino acids. The record is from RefSeq and is a predicted model, not a curated record. Gene Ontology annotation, molecular function: actin monomer binding. Lineage: Eukaryota; Fungi; Ascomycota; Eurotiomycetes; Onygenales; Arthrodermataceae. The transcript has 3 exons. Gene Ontology annotation, cellular component: cell cortex.
AUGAGUUUCUGGCAAGGUAUCCUCCUGUCUUCUCGUACCUUCAACCAGGCUGCUGCCAUCGAUGCUGAUGGCACCCGCAUCUUGGCUUCAUCCUCUGAUUUCGAAGUACCCCCCCUCUCCACCCACAUCUUCCCCUCUGGCACGGUAUCCACCGAUAUAGUGCUGACUGUCUCGCCUCUCCAGAUUAACCCUGGUGAGAUGAAGCUUAUCACAUCUUUCUUCAAGGACAUGGGAAGCGGCACAGUCAAGAGGAUCUAUUCAUGUGGCUUCUCCGUCAACGGGAGGAGAUACCUGACCAUGGCGUGCGAAGACAACAUCAUCCAUGGAAUAUGCGGAAACUCCGGGGUCAUCAUCGCUAAGACCGAGACUGCUGUGAUCAUGGGGCAAUAUGCGGGAUCCUCCAUAAGGAAUGCCGCUAACAACAACAUGACAAACCAGGCACAGUACCUCAUCUCCAUGGGCCAGUGA